Messenger RNA from Trichomonas vaginalis G3, 582 nucleotides. RefSeq lists its product as uncharacterized. The coding region runs from base 1 to 582 and encodes 193 amino acids. The transcript has a single exon. Lineage: Eukaryota; Parabasalia; Trichomonadida; Trichomonadidae. The record is from RefSeq and is a predicted model, not a curated record.
AUGAUUUACCAUGGAAAUGGUUUUGCAUCACUUUCAAAAACAAACAUUUCUAACUGUAUUUCAUUACAAAGACCAGGUUUUAUGUAUAGAGAUAUUGAAUCAACAGUAAAUGUUUCAUUUUGUAAUUUUGAGAAUUUAAAAGCAACUGACGCAUUGACUACUCAGUUUUGGAAAUGUCCAGGAAGAAUUGACCGAUGUAAUUAUAUAAAUAAUUCUCAAAAUAAUAAAAAUUGGGGAAUUGUUUAUGUUUCAGAUAAUAGACAUGAUAUUUUCGAUUCAUCUUUCCAAAACAAUCCUCAGAUUAACAAAGGAAAAUUAUUUGAAGCAUAUUAUGGACAAAUUUAUAUCCAUCGAUGUAGUAUUGAUUCUUAUUCAUCUGUUGGAUAUGUUGAUACAUCAGAAAAAGGAGAAGUUUCAUUUAAGAAUAUAUUAAAGUUCGUUAAUUUAAGUCCACGUGAAGGAAAUCUUGAAAUAGUAUUAUUAUUUGUUCCAAAGAAAGAAAAUAAAAUCAUUUCAUUAUGUCCAUCCAUAAAUUUUCUUUUUGGUAAAUAUCAUAUUUCUAUUUUGUUCUUGAUUAAAUGA